Grammomys surdaster is the source of this 942-nucleotide messenger RNA. RefSeq names its product olfactory receptor 5W2-like. Gene Ontology annotation, cellular component: membrane. The record is from RefSeq and is a predicted model, not a curated record. The coding region runs from base 4 to 936 and encodes 310 amino acids. Gene Ontology annotation, biological process: sensory perception of smell; G protein-coupled receptor signaling pathway. The transcript has a single exon. NCBI's taxonomy places the organism in Eukaryota, Metazoa, Chordata, Mammalia, Rodentia, Muridae. Gene Ontology annotation, molecular function: odorant binding; olfactory receptor activity; G protein-coupled receptor activity.
AAAAUGGAUAAAGAGAACUGUUCUUCGUUGCCAGAAUUCUAUCUCUUGGGAAUCACUAGUAAGUAUGACAUGAAGCUAGUUUUAUUCAUGGUGUUUCUGGUUGUUUAUCUCUCCACUCUGCUGGAAAACAUAGGAAUGAUCACAUUGAUCAGAAUGAAUCCCCAGCUUCACACACCAAUGUACUUCUUCCUCAGCCACCUCUCUUUCUCUGACCUGUGCUAUUCCACUGCAGUUGGACCAAGGAUGCUGGGAGACCUACUUGCUGAGACACAUUCAAUUUCCUUUACUGGGUGUUUUCUGCAGCUCUUGUUUGUCUGUGUCUUUAUAGAUGUUGAAUGCAUGCUGCUGGCAGUGAUGGCCUUUGAUAGAUAUAAGGCCAUCAGCAAACCCCUUCUGUAUGCUGUGGACAUGUCCAGCAAACUGUGCUACCAGUUCUUAACUUUAAUUUACCUGGCAAGUACUGUAGAUGGUUUAAUACAUACAACAUUGGCAUUUAGUUUAUGUUUUUGUGGCUCUACACAUAUCAAUCAUUUUUUCUGUGAUUUACCACCACUAUACCUUCUUUCCUGUUCUGACACACAAGCAAAUGAGCUUGUUGUAUUUACACUUUUUGGAUUUAUUGAAUUGAGCACCAUCUCGAGUGUCCUGGUCUCUUAUUGUUACAUCAUCUCAUCAGUCUUAAAGAUCAGCUCUUCUGGGGGACGCUUCAAAGCUUUCUCUACCUGUGCCUCUCACCUGACUGCAGUUGGAAUUUUGCAGGGGACCAUGCUCUUCAUGUAUUUCAGACCAAGUUCUGCCUACUCUCUAGACCAGGAUAAAAUGACAUCAGUCUUUUACCUCCUCAUUAUCCCCAUGAUAAACCCUCUGAUUUACAGCCUAAGGAAUAAGGAUGUAAAAGAAGCUCUGAUUAGAUUCAGAAAUAAAAAGUGGUUUUAAUGUACA